UUUUCCUGGAAGUGAAAGAGCCACCGUGACUCGAUUAUCUGAAGCCAAAAAUCAAAAUCUCUUCAUAUGAUGAACGUGUUAGUUUCGUAAGAUGUGGCGAAGAUCUGUUGUGUCUCGUAUCUCCUCGAGGAUCUCUGUUUCUUCUUCUUUACCAACAAACCCUAGACUGAUUCCUUGGUCUCGCGAGUUGUGUGUCGUUAACAGCUUCACCGAGCCUCCGCUUCCUUCGGAAUCAACUGCUAAGUUAGGGAUCACUGGGGUUAGAUCCGAUGCGAAUCGAGUUUUUGCCUCAGGUACUGUCGCCGCCGCAGCUACCACCGGUGAGAUUUCGUCUAGAGUUGCGGCUGUGGCUGGUUUAGGGCAUCACUACGCUCGUUGUUAUUGGGACCUUUCUAAAGCUCGCCUUAGUGUGGUUAACCCUCCAGAGCUCUUAAUUAUUGGUUGUGGAAGAGACAUUCACCCGGUAACUCCUGAGGUCCGUCAGUUUGUGAAGUCCAUUGGAAUGAAGUUAGAAACAGUUGAUUCUAGAAACGCUGCAUCAACUUACAACAUUCUGAAUGAAGAAGGAAGAGUUGUUGCUGCGGCAUUGCUUCCAUACGGAGUUACAUCCUAAACAAAAACUAACAUCAAAUCGAUUUCGCGAAGAAGAAGAAGAAGAAGAAGAAGAAGAGAGAGAGAGAGAUAAACGCGGGUGAGUUUUUUUUUCUUUCUUUUGUUCAUUUCUUCUCCCACCAAUGAAAAUGUGACACGUCGUAGGUUGCAAGUAGUUCCAAAAA
Molecule: messenger RNA, 776 nt
Organism: Camelina sativa (false flax)
Lineage: Eukaryota; Viridiplantae; Streptophyta; Magnoliopsida; Brassicales; Brassicaceae
Product: protoheme IX farnesyltransferase, mitochondrial-like
Biological process (GO): mitochondrial respiratory chain complex I assembly
Cellular component (GO): mitochondrial inner membrane
Source: RefSeq, a predicted model, not a curated record